Molecule: messenger RNA, 1044 nt
Organism: Anopheles maculipalpis
Lineage: Eukaryota; Metazoa; Arthropoda; Insecta; Diptera; Culicidae
Exons: 2
Coding region: 4-1044 (346 amino acids)
Source: RefSeq, a predicted model, not a curated record
AACAUGCGCAGCAGAACGGAGAUGGUAACCACAACCCUGGACGGGUCCGAUUUUGACGAGGAAACCGAUUUCGAAGACUCCGAAGAAGAUUGGCGACCGGAAAAGGGAGACCCGAAAGCGUUGAAACGGAAGCCGCGUGAUAUAGUGACCGGUUCCGGUGGUGGUAAGCGUGGUGGUCGCUCGAAAGGUGGUGCAAAGCGUGGACGUAAAUCAGGCGGAAAAAGUAGAGGCCCGGGCAGAAGACGCAAGUACGGCGAUGAUGACGAAGAUGAUGAGGACGAGGACGACGAACGUUUCGAUAGUGCGGAUAGUGGAAGCUCCACGCCACCAGUUCCUAAGAGGGGGCGAAAGUCCUAUGCCGGCACUCAACAACGUGUGUAUGGACGGAAAAGCGGCAGCAAGACUCCACCGUCCACAUCGAAGGUACAGGUGAAGCUAAGUCCAACGACUUCACCGGUGUCCGGUGGAUUAGAUUCUUCUACAGCCGAACCGACGGUAAAACCGAUCCAACGAAAGGUGGCCAACACGUCCGGCAGCUUUCCGGACAAGAGCGGUUACCUGAAGCUAUACGCAUCGCGAGCAGAUCUGGAGGAGGGCAUACGGGACAAUCUGAAGGUUUGUUUGUGGCGCCGGGAUGGGUCCAGCCUGUUGCAGAAAUACUUUCGCGAUAAGUCCGUCGAUGCCAGUACGCCACAAUUUACAUCCUCGAUGGUGUACUCUUGCUGGGAGGAUAAACGAGCGGACGAGUAUAUGGAGGUGAAGGUACGCUGUAUCGAACAGACGAAGCAGGUGCGCGUACAGCUACAUGAUGUGGAAGCGACGGAAUAUCGUGCUAAGCAAGAGUAUCAGCAGUAUAUCGAGAAGUACGGGAAAUCGAUGGACUCGUCCGACGCGAAAAAUUCACACAACAAUGGCGAUGAAGCAAAUGAAGGAGACGAGCAAGACGAUGAAGAAUACGAUGGAGAGGAGCACGAGGAGGGGGAGGAGGAAGAGGAGAUGCAGGAAGGUGUAGAAGGCAGCGAUGAACCGUCCCAAGAGGAAUGA